Messenger RNA from Schistosoma curassoni, 423 nucleotides. The record is from the annotation of a GenBank genome assembly. Lineage: Eukaryota; Metazoa; Platyhelminthes; Trematoda; Strigeidida; Schistosomatidae.
AUGCUUGGUUCAAUGAGCACAAAUUAUACAAAUACGAUCAAAACAACUAUAAGCGAUGUUUGCAUUACACACAAUGGUAAUUGGACUGAUGAGAAACCAUAUGAAGUGAAAUCACGUGAAUUGUGCCCAGAAAAGCAGAAUAUUCCUAAAGACAGUUUUCAAACGAUGCGUGAUAAUAAACAGCGUGCACCAUUAUCAAUAGCGAAUGUCAACCACAAAUUGUCAUCGACCGGUUCAAGUGGAAGUAGAGUUCAUGAACGACGCCCAAAUAGUCAGUGUGUUCCUACAAAUCUUAUUCAAAAUAAUCUUUUUAAUACCAAGAGUAUAUACGGAAAGAAAGCUUUACACAUGCUUUUAAAGAGCGUUCGUAGUGGAAGUGGGCUUGGCUAUGUACAAGGACAGCAUAAUAAUAGAAGAGUAUGA